ACGGGAAAUUGUGCUAGCACAUCACCCUACGUGGGUCGCCAAUUUGUUAUUCGUUGGCAUGCACUGCAAAGAAGCCAACACCUCCUGAUCUGCAGCUCGUCUCCAAAGAAAUUGACCAGAACGAUGGAUUCCUCCUCCUCACAACUCCUCACAGCUGCAACAGCAGCCAACUCAACCUUCUACCUGUCCCAAUGGAGAUCACAGGUGACGAUGGGAGUGGAAUCCUCCCUGCUCGUGCAGCAGAGCAGCCUCCUCCCCACAGUCCUCGCAUGUAUCCUCUCCUUCUUGGCGGCAACCAUGUCCAGCGCCGCGGGCGUCGGCGGUGGCUCGCUGUACGUACCGAUCCUCAACAUCGUGGCCGGGCUGAGCCUCAAGACGUCGACGGCCUUCUCGACGUUCAUGGUCACCGGAGGCACGCUGUCCAACGUGCUCUACACCCUGUUGGCCCGCGGCCCCGGGCUGAUCGACUACGACGUCGCCGUGGUCUCGCAGCCGUGCCUGCUCCUCGGGGUGAGCAUCGGGGUGGUGUGCAACGUCAUGUUCCCCGAGUGGCUCAUCACCGUGCUCUUCACCGGGUUCCUCUCCUUGGCAACAUUCAAAACAUACGGCACCGGGUUGAAGCGGUGGCGCGCCGAGUCGGCAGCAACGGCGAGGGGGGUGCUUGAGGGAGCGAGCACCACCAGGGACGGCACUGAGGAAGCGCUACUUAUUGGCCGGAAAGAAGGGGCUACCCAUGGGUGUCACUGGGUGGACUUAACGGUGCUUUUCACAGUCUGGCUUUGCUUCUUCGUCAUUCAUCUCUUCAUAGGAGGUGAGGGCGCCAAGGGGGCAUUUGACAUGAAGCCAUGUGGCCUUGCGUACUGGCUCAUCACCGUAGCCCAAAUCCCCGUCGCCGUGGCUUUCACAGCGUGCAUAGUGCAGCAAAAAGGAAAAUCACAGACUCAAAAAAGUCAAGUGGUUGAACUGGAGACUUCGGCAAAGAGCAGGCUGGAUGCUUUGCCGGUGUACGUGUUCCCGGUGGCUGCUCUGCUGACCGGCGUGAUGAGUGGACUCUUUGGCAUUGGAGGAGGCCUGCUUCUCAACCCUGCCCUACUCCACAUUGGAGUGCCUCCAAAAACAGCGUCGGCGACGACAAUGUUCAUGGUCCUCUUCUGCGCGUCCAUGUCGAUGGUCCAGUUCAUAAUCCUGGGAGUUGACGGGAUCGUGGGCGCGUUGGUCUACGCCAUCACUUGCUUUGUGGCUUCCAUCGUUGGGCUGGUCGUGAUAGAAGGAGCCGUCAGGAGGUCAGGCAGGGUCUCUCUCAUCGUCCUCAUGGUUGCUGCCAUCUUGGCGCUCAGCGCAAUCGUGAUAGCUUGCUCCGGCGGGGUGCAUGUCUGGGCGCAGUACACCAGCGGGCAGUACAUGGGCUUCAAGCUCCCAUGCUAAAGAAAGAAACUAGAGUGGAGCACACAUGCUUAGCCAUGCCGGCGGUGAGAUCGGGGCUGUUGAAAUAACUUUUUUUAUCACACUUUGCCGCACUGUAAGGCAGUGGAUUUGAUAUAAAUUGUAAACUUCGCUAUGCUGGGAUGUUUAGCUAGUGAAGAGUUCACAUGUAACAGUUGCACUGUUUCAACUGCUAUGUUUGUGAAACAAAUAAUUUGGAUA
This is a messenger RNA of Hordeum vulgare subsp. vulgare (domesticated barley), 1644 nucleotides long. RefSeq names its product sulfite exporter TauE/SafE family protein 2-like. Gene Ontology annotation, cellular component: Cul4A-RING E3 ubiquitin ligase complex; membrane. Bases 124 to 1425 code for a protein of 433 amino acids. The record is from RefSeq and is a predicted model, not a curated record. The transcript is spliced from 4 exons. Lineage: Eukaryota; Viridiplantae; Streptophyta; Magnoliopsida; Poales; Poaceae. Gene Ontology annotation, biological process: protein ubiquitination.